AUUUAUAGUUUUGUAUACGGUGUUGACGAGAAUCUAACAAUUUGCAAUGCAUGAUGUAAAGACAUUUUUAAUUGUUUAUUUAUGAAAGAAGUAUUAGUCUGAUAUACGUAACAUUCAAAUGGAGAGUCUAAAAGUGAACACUGUGGCUAAGAAUAUAUAAGUAUUUUAUUGGAACUGUAAGGUAUAUUGAAUAAAAAUGUCGAAGAAUGGCGAUGUGCCGUCAAGUCAAGGACCCAGCAGACCGUCUAUGCCAAAGCCUGAUUUGAAUUUAUUUCCAUCUGAUAAACGCAAAAUAUUAAAUCUCCAGCUUGGAGGGCCAUCAGCAGAAACUGCUGCAUUUAUGCCAUUCACUUCUACUGCAGUUCAAAGAACUCGUGUACCAUCUAGAACUAUCAGGGAUGUCCUCCCAGAAAAUACGAGAGACCGUUGCAGAAUAUACCCAUCAAUGCAGUCCUCUGGAAAACUACAGCUAUCUGCCACUGAAGUGUAUGAUUUUACUUCUGAUGAUCUACAAGAUCUUGGUGAGAUUGGCAGAGGUGCAUUUGGGGCAGUUAACAAAAUGGUCCACAGAAAAUCAAGUAAAGUCAUGGCUGUGAAAAGAAUUCGCUCAACUGUGGACGAGAAAGAGCAAAAGCAAUUGUUAAUGGAUCUCGAAGUUGUGAUGAAGAGUAAUGAAUGUCCUUAUAUUGUACAGUUUUAUGGAGCUCUGUUUAAAGAAGGUGAUUGUUGGAUCUGCAUGGAACUAAUGGAUACAUCACUAGAUAAAUUUUAUAAAUUCAUCUGUGAAAGAAUGCAAACACGCAUUCCAGAAACAAUAUUAGCUAAAAUUACACUAGCUACUGUUAAAGCGUUAAAUUAUUUAAAAGAGAAAUUAAAAAUUAUUCACAGGGAUGUAAAACCAUCUAACAUUCUAUUGGAUAGAAGGGGCAAUAUAAAGUUGUGUGACUUUGGUAUAUCGGGUAAACUGGUUGAUUCCAUUGCGCGAACACGUGACGCGGGAUGCAGGCCUUACAUGGCGCCUGAAAGAAUAGAUCCCGGCCGCGCGCGCGGUUAUGACGUGAGAUCUGACGUUUGGUCACUCGGAAUCACUCUGAUGGAGGUGGCCACUGGAGCAUUCCCAUACCCACGGUGGGGAUCUGUCUUUGAACAGCUCCAACAAGUUGUACAGGGUGACCCACCUCGUCUUACAAACAAAAACAACUCGUUUUCAAACAAUUUCAUCAAUUUUGUUAAUACUUGCCUGAUCAAAGAAGAAACACAGCGACCGAAAUACAAUCGUUUAUUAGAACAUCCAUUUAUUAAAGGCAUUGAUCAAAGUCGUGCAGAUGUAUCGGCGUAUGUGUGCGAAAUUCUCGACUCCAUGGAGCGUAAUGGAGUAAGUCCCUUUACCACCGAUCAGCCAGCGCAGGCUUGGGUUGACUAAAUUAUUCUUAUUAUAAAAAACUUACUUGGUCCUUUGACAUUACACUCUUCACAAACUUUUUAAAAUUAAAUUCAUUGUAAGAAUUUACACAUUACUAUGUAUUCAAAUAAGAUUAGCUUGCCUAAUGAAUAAAAGCAGAGUUCAAAUUUCACAUCUAUUUUAUACUGUUUUAAAUGUAGUAUAAUUAUUAUUAUUGAUAGGGAAAGUAGACAAUUUAUUCCUUACUUUAUUGCAACACACAGAGCACUUGCAUUAUUAAGUAUUUCAAUAGGAAUUAUUUAUAUUUAAAAAAUCCCUCAUAAGUAAUCGUUGUAAAUAUAAGUUGAUUCAUGUAGUAUUUCUUAUGAACAAAUUGAAAUUACACCAAAAAUAAUAAAUAGAAUAAUUUAGUUGUUCUUUUAUGCCAUUAUCAAUUUUUUUCUUUGUUAAUUCUAAUGAUUACUGUUUAUAGAAUAUUUACUUGCAAGUGUAUGAAAUAUGACAAUAGAUUAAAUAAAAAUGGCAUACUUACCUUUUUAGAUGUUACAAUAAAUGGGAUUUGUUUUACAUUUAAUAUUUAUUUUUUCUCAUGUAGCAUAUAUUUUUAUGAGGUUUUUAAAGAAUAGUUUCUCCUAUCAUUGACUUAUUUUACAUAUAGAAUUUAAUUAAAGCAUAGAAUCUGUUAUUCUUAUGAAUAAAGUAAGUCACUUGAAUUAAAGCAAUGUUCUUUAUUUAUUUAACAUUGGAUCAAAUAACUUUCUUAUGAAAACAGUGCAAAACAUUUUAAGUAUAAUUGUUUCUUUUAAUUAUUGAACAUUAUCUAGUACCUAUUGUAUCUUUGUGGCCACUGCUGAAAUCCACUAUAAUAAUCUAUAUCAAAUGUUUUUAUUAAUGUUACACAGUCCACACGCAACACAUAUGUAUGUAAUUUGAGUAAAUAGAUGUUUGAAAUAGUACAAUAAUUAUUAAUUCAGUGAUGUAAGCCUGCAAAUUGGUAUGGAACAUAUCUAACCAAACCCAAAAAUAUUAGAAUAUCUUCACUCCUAUGUGUAAAUUGUUGAUAAGAAAAUAUGUACUGAAUUGUAUGUUACCAGACACAAAUGCUUUAGAGCCUUUGUUAUCCACCAGCCAUAAUUAAUGUUAUAUUUAUGAAAAAUAAUUGUAAAUGUACUAUUGUAAUUUUGUACAUACAAAUAUUGAAUGUGAGAAUAAUUAAUGAUUGAAUAAAUAAAUAAUUGGCAGCAAACAUAAGAUAUACUCUGUUAAAAUGAAAAAGAUCAUUACAUUUUCUCCAUGCAUGUUGGAUUACUUGUGAAACAAUAGAUAAUAGAAUGAGUACAUAGAAA
Molecule: messenger RNA, 2748 nt
Organism: Colias croceus (clouded yellow)
Lineage: Eukaryota; Metazoa; Arthropoda; Insecta; Lepidoptera; Pieridae
Gene: Mkk4
Product: dual specificity mitogen-activated protein kinase kinase 4-like
Exons: 8
Coding region: 197-1423 (408 amino acids)
Biological process (GO): MAPK cascade; protein phosphorylation
Molecular function (GO): ATP binding; JUN kinase kinase activity
Source: RefSeq, a predicted model, not a curated record